This is a messenger RNA of Anopheles maculipalpis, 576 nucleotides long. RefSeq lists its product as uncharacterized. The coding region runs from base 1 to 576 and encodes 191 amino acids. The record is from RefSeq and is a predicted model, not a curated record. Gene Ontology annotation, cellular component: transcription repressor complex. The transcript is spliced from 2 exons. Lineage: Eukaryota; Metazoa; Arthropoda; Insecta; Diptera; Culicidae.
AUGCCGAAAUCUCCGCGAAAAAAGCAGAGAACUACCCAGCGAUCGAGCCGUAACCGUGUCGCGGAACAGCAAAUGAAACUAGAGGAAACAGGCGUAGAACAGAAAGGCUACAAGUUGACACUGUUCGGGAAGUGUAUCGACGUAGACGAGCAGGAUCAGCAUGCUUCGUACUAUGCAAAACUUCGAUUUUGGUUCCAUCAUGCAAUCCCGCAACGUAGUGAAGAUUCUCCCGUUCCCCGUAUGCGUUAUUCUUCCACUACAUCGUGUGCUUCACCGUCAGACGCACGUCAAAGCUACCAGCAUUUCGACGUUCCGGAUGAAACUGGCAUCUUCCAGAAGAUGCCUCCUCCGCUGCCAGCGAACAUGCUACCGUAUCCAACGGUAAAGCCAUUUCAAAGAAUCGUAACGCAAGACAAGGAUUUUACAAGCGAUCCAAGGAAUUUGCUGGAGGAACACGUGGCACACUGGAAGAAGGUGCGAAGCAAUUGGAUUCUUUAUCGACGGAUUUAUCUGCAGCGGUACAAGCCAUCUUUUGAUUUCAUUAACUCCACAUACGUACAGCCUGUGAACGAAUAG